AUUUGGGGCUUCUCUCGCGGCAGGCGUUCCAGCGGUGGCCCAGCCAUUCCUCUUGGCUCCUGCAACUCCCCAGGGGUGGCCUGGACAGGAUGGCGUCUGUGACAAUGGCUACGUCGGAGUGGAUUCAGUUCUUCAAAGAAGCUGGGAUUCCGCCAGGACCUGCCGUCAACUAUGCUGUCAUGUUUGUGGAUAAUAGGAUCCAGAAGAACAUGCUGAUGGACCUCAACAAGGAGAUCAUGAAUGAGCUGGGCAUCACCGUCAUUGGCGACAUCAUUGCCAUCCUCAAGCAUGCCAAGGUGGUGUACAUACAGGAAAUGUGCAAAGCGGCAACAGAGUCCGUGGCCUCUAGCCAGACCACUGUGCAGUCUGAACUCCGACGAAAUGCCAGCAGCGCUGCCACACGAAUGAUUGCCAAUAGCCUGAGCCGAGAGUCUCCACCCUCCACUCCUGUUCGGAGGUCCGACAGCAGUACCUCCAAAAUCUCCAUCACUGUGUCCAAUAAGAUGGCGGCAAAGAAUGCCAAAGCAGCUGCGGCUCUCUCCAGUCCUGGGGUGGAGAAUGCUGUGGUCCCAGUGAGGCGGCGCCGUGUCACAGCGGAGAUGGAAGGAAAGUACAUCGUCCACAUGCCAAAAGGAACCACACCCAGGACUAAAAAGAUCCUGGAGCAGCAGGCCGCAAAAGGCUUACAGAGAACCUCUGUAUUCGACCGGCUUGGUGCAGAGAGCAGUGCAGACACGACUACAGGAAGUAAGCCCACAGGAGUGUUCAGCCGAUUGGGGGACGUGCAGAAGGCUGAGGAAGAAGAGAAGACAGUGGUUGAAAGUGAUGAGGAUGAUGACGACAGCUCCGUCCUUCAGUAUGCCGGUGUCCUGAAGAAAUUAUUUAAGCCCUCGAAGCCCAAGGGGAGCGGCAAGGCGGGGGUGACCAUUAAAGCCAAAGCCACCAGCUCUGAGCCUGUGUUGGCGGUGGCAGCGGCUCCCACCACCACCAUAAAGAGGCUGGGGAGCAGGGGCCCAGCAGGUCCCAUGGCUCCCAGCAAAGAAAAAAAGGCAGAGCUGUCCCCAGCACAAGGACACCACGUUGGGAAGAGGCUGGGGAAGCGCCCCCUGCCUACCGAAGCCCAGGACAGCAGUGUCACCAGCUCCAGGAGCAAGCCGGACUCUGGCUUCCGGGUCACCAUCAAGAGAACUUUGGGGAGCAGCAAGGUAAGCAGCACCACGGAGACCCCCAGUGCCCAGAUGGACAAUACGGAGACGGUCAGCGUCUUUAAACGGCUGGGCAGGAAGACUGUAUGAGCCCCGGCCCCGGAGGGCUCUGCCGUGCCAGCAUGCGGGGGCUCCUCUUUGGGUUCCACUCAGAGAGGUGUGUGUGUGUGUGUCCCCAGACGAUCUGAAAACGAGGGGUGUAUUUCCCCUGGGCCUGCGGUCCUCCACCCACUCGUCCUGCUCAUUUGCACAACAAACGUCUUUCCCUGUACCUCCUUGUGGACUGAUCCUUUCUAGUGAGGAGGCCUGGUUCUCCGGGAGUAUUUCUUAGUUCUCCCACUGGUCUGUUAGGGCAUGUUCUCCCUGUGUUGGCAGAGCAGGGCUCCUUAGGCAUUGCUGGGAAGGCCACGGAUGUGUGGGAGUCACUGCCAGAGCACCAAAGCAAGCGUGGCCCUUGUAGGGAAUAUAGGAGCGUAGGCAGGCCUUUGGAGAGGAAGGGAAAGUUCUUGGGGCUGCUUUGCAGAGCCCUGAACCUCCUUUUCUUUCCUUUUCUUCCUGCAGGUCCUUGCUCUUUCCUAGGAAGUAGAGUCUUGAGGGGCUCCGUAAGAGAGAGGCACUGGGCUUGUGAGAGGCAGGAGAGGCUCUUCCCCUCGCUUUUCUUUUCUCCGUUCCUUUUUUUCCCCCUUUCCCUCUCUUUCCAGAGUUUGCAUCUUCCCAUAUCCCGAUACAUGACUAUCCCAGGAAUGGCAGCUGAACAGUUCCCAAUAAUUCUCUUGCUGGCUGCUUAGAGCUGUGCCCUUGGUGCGCGCGCACACACACACACACAAGCAUGCACACAUACACAAGCCCAGUAACAAAACUUUUCAGAGUCUGUGAUGAAGAGUGUUUCCUGUCACCUGUUCUUGGGCUCCCAUUUCCUUCACCUCCCGGAGGGGAGAGUGCGAGAAAGAGACCUCCUUUCUCCUCUGGCUUCUGCUGUUCCACGUUUGAGUAAGAGAGGAUGAUUUGAGGGGCUUGAAGCUUCAUCUGCUGGGGGUUCUGCUCAGCUUCCUUAGCCUCAAGGUGCUGAUGAAGCUUCACAUGAGAUGAUGGAGGGGCAGGGAAAGUGCUGUUCCUCUCCCCCAGCUCGGUCCCAGCUGUUCUCUGAGCAAACCCAAGCCACCACUUGUUGCAGGGAAACAGAGUGGUUACUCCCUGAACCAAGACCGGACGUUGAAGGGGGUGAGCGAUGUCGCGGUGGAGCAUCUCAAGAGGCUCUGGGGAUGCCCGACCAUCGGAGGGGGCGUUCUUGUCCCUGCCUGCAGCUCCAUCUCAGUCCGGUCUGCAUGGCCCCCUCGUGUCUGGAAGGCACCGUCUCCUCUGCAGCCCCCCCCAAUCGCCACCCUUUGCAGCCUUUUCUCCUCCGUCUCUGGUGAAGAGGCACGAUCGACGGGAGUUUCUGCCACGGCUGUUUCUGAAGAGGGGGAAAUGAAACCUUGCUUGUUUAAUGGCUUAGGAGGACUUGGUCCACCCUUCCAGGCUGUGUGCCACAUCUCCGUCCCUGCCUCCAGAAGAGAAUUCCGACACAAAAACAGAUAGGGGGAGGUGUCUUUUCUUCCCCAAAAAUACAUGAGCAGGUAGCCAUGUUGGAUUUCUGAUAUUUUAAGGUUUUAAUUGAAUGAAUUUAGAGGUGCUGGAUGAGUUGCAACAUUACUGUUCAUGGUUUUAGUGUUUGUUUUUAAAGGAAGCUAGCUUCCUUUUGUAAAUGUAGGGGAAGCAACUCUGUAUUUAGGUGUGUGUAUUCCUGUCCUCAGCUGUUGUGGUGGGGGAUGCAGGUCUCUUAGUAGUGCUCUCUGAACUUGCCUCUGGGAAGCAGAAGUGUUCCCUUGUAGUAAAGUGGGUCUCCCGCUUAGCCUAGGAUUCAGCUUCUCUCAUACAGGGCAAUGGGGCCCUUGGUGGCUCAGGAUCCCUGCAGCCCUACAGGGUUGCUGAUAGAACGGUGGCAGAAAUCUCCUCUGCCCUGGCAGAGUAGACGUUCAUCCACAAAAAGGAGAGGGAGCACUGGGUGUACAGCACCAUCACAGGAGACGGUUGUGACCCACAGGUUAUGAGUAACUUGUGGGGUAUAAGCACGGAUCAAGAAAUGGUGAGAGAAACCCUUUCCAGCACAUUUCUAGCCCAUGUCCUCUUCAGCCCGCAAGAUGGUUUAUGGAUUAUGUUAUAAAAAUUUCCAGUAUAAAGUUAGGAAUGUGCAAUAAUACAACAUCUCUUAGAAGCUACAGGAUUUCCUGAUUGAAUGACCUGAUAGAAGUCAUUCUCUUCGGUCAGUGGCUGGUUCGUGGAAAACAACAGGGGCCGCAGGAACCCUUUUACUUCCUGACUUUUGCUCCUUGAAUAACAAUAAAUAUUUUUAUGCAUUUUAAAAUUUUAGAAUGGCAGUGUUUAUUGCACACACAUAUUCAUACAUACAUAGUGAAGGGUUCUGUCUGGUAUCUCCUGUUAAAAAGAGGCACACAAGGCUGAAAAUGACCCCCCCCCCCCC
Pogona vitticeps (central bearded dragon) is the source of this 3726-nucleotide messenger RNA. Lineage: Eukaryota; Metazoa; Chordata; Lepidosauria; Squamata; Agamidae. The record is from RefSeq and is a predicted model, not a curated record.